AUUAAAUGCCCCGAGGUACGAUAUCGUCAUGUGAGUUGAAUAAAUCAUCUCUUCUUCUCAUCAUCGCACACAGCUCUCUAGUUUUAAUAGAGGUUUCGGGGGACUCGCGAACAUGGCGUCGAUAGACACUCAGCACAAGGACGUCGUCCAGCCCAGCAUGGUAGCCGAGCGGCCGCCCGAAGUUGGACCUGAUUUCAACUCCGACAAUGGCCUUCUAGAAAGCAUUGGAUAUAAACAGGUAUGUAGGUGGGCGUCGACCUCGAAACCUCUCACGGAGGAGUACGUGAAAGGAGAUGUUUACCGUACUAGGAAUUUCGCCGCGAGUUUACACGAUGGUCUACUCUCUCGUACGCCAUAUCCAUCAUGGGCGUGCUGGGUUCAGCAUGUACCCCUGGCUGAGUGGAUAAUAGGGUGGUCCAAUUUCCUCGGGCAAACCGCAGGAGCUGCGUCACUCGGGUACUCAAUUGCGCAGAUGAUCCUCGCAGCGGUCGUAAUCGGUUCGGAGCAGGAAGAUGGGAGUUUUGCGUACACUCCGACAGCGGCAGUGACCGUAGCGCUCAGUAUCGCCAUUCUCUUCGGUUUCGGCAUUGUCUGUUCCUUUCCUACAAAGAGUCUUUCGCGGAUUAUCCAAUGGUUUGCCCCUAUUAACCUCAUCGGCUCAAUCGCAAUCUCCAUUACAAUCCUGGUCCUCUUGCCAGAGAAGCCGUCCGCCCGCCAGGUAUUCGGCGAGGUUGUAGACGGUUCAGGCUGGAACAGCAAAGGCUUCUCCUUCCUCAUCGGCUACCUCAGCGUAGCUUGGACAAUGACCGAUUACGACGCCACCGGCCACAUCUCAGAGGAACUCCACAACGCUUCCAUCGUCGGCCCGGUAGCCAUAUUCCAAGCCGUCCUAGUAACCUGGUUCUUCGGCUGGCUUCUCAACGUCGCCCUCGGCUUCGGCGCAGGCGACAUCGACGCCCUCCUGUCGACCCAAAUGGGCAACCCCGCCGCGCAGGUGUUUUACAACGCCGGUGGCAAGCGCGGGGGAUUGGCGAUGUGGUUCUGUGUAAUCCUGAUCCAGUUCUUCACGGGGAUCACAGCGCUGCUCGCUGAUACUAGGACCUGCUUUGCUCUCGCGAGGGACAGUGUGUUUCCAUUUUCGGAAGGACUGAAAAAGAUGAAUAAAUAUACGCAGACGCCAUUGUAUAGUGUCUGGGCGACAGUAAUCUUUUGUUGUCUGCUUAAUCUUAUUGGAUUGGGUGGGACACAAACGAUUAAUGGGAUCUAUGGAGUUACGGCCCCGGCGAUGGAUCUGUCGUACAUCGCAAUCAUCGCGGCGAGGGUGUACUACGAAAAGGAACAUCCGAUUGCCAAGGGGCCGUUCCAGUUGGGACGGUGGCAGAAGCUCAUCAACUGCAUUGCGAUAGCAUGGGUGCUGUUCAUAUCGACUAUUCUGUUCUUCCCACCGAGUUAUCCAGUCACGGCCGUCAAUAUGAACUACGCUGUGGCUAUCGCGGGUUUCAUCGCCAUUUUUGCGCUGUCUGGGUGGCUUCUUUCGGCGAAGAGAUAUUACACCGGGCCGCGAGUAGAGGGACAGUGACAUGAAGAUGGACAUAAUUUCGAGACGGAUCAAGAAACCCAUUGUAGGGCUUGAAAUGGAUUGAUGUACUUUAAAAGGUCAUAGACUGUUCUUCUCCCAUGGUUCCUCCCUUCUAAACCUCUGUCUGCCGACCAACAUACCCCAGCUCUCACAUCUUCCCACUUUCCACCUCCGAUCAUUAUAUUGCUGCGAUCGUUUCUCAUAUGCGACCAUGCCAAGAUGAGGAAUCAAUGUCAAGAGCGUUCGUGAAAGGGGCUGAAAUCCCUUGAUGAUCUUCUGAGGCAUCUCUGGGACACAUAAAUUGAAUGUCUGGGUGACAGAUGAAUAGCUGAAACGAGAAAAGCCUGAGACAGAAUGCACCAGAGAAUCCCAUUUCAGUCGCGCUUCAA
This is a messenger RNA of Pseudomassariella vexata, 1968 nucleotides long. RefSeq names its product amino acid permease. The transcript is spliced from 7 exons. The coding region runs from base 113 to 1579 and encodes 488 amino acids. The record is from RefSeq and is a predicted model, not a curated record. Gene Ontology annotation, molecular function: transmembrane transporter activity. Gene Ontology annotation, biological process: transmembrane transport. Gene Ontology annotation, cellular component: membrane. Lineage: Eukaryota; Fungi; Ascomycota; Sordariomycetes; Amphisphaeriales; Pseudomassariaceae.